GAGGUGGUGUUCUUCGUGGGUCUCUCGUGCUCGUUCGGAGCUCAGUCAGCGUUUGACUCAGUGGAGACUACAAUUACAUCCAGUGCAGCUCUUCAGAUAAAAUGUCAAAGUUGGAACAGAUUCUUAUCCUCGACCCUCUCUCUGACCUUAGAUUUAAAGGUCCUUUCACAGAUGUAGUCACCACCAACCUCAAACUGAAGAACCCUUCUGACAGAAGAGUGUGCUUCAAAGUGAAGACAACGGCACCACGCAGGUAUUGUGUACGGCCAAACAGUGGCGUGAUUGAUGCCGGCGCAAGCAUUAACAUCUCUGUCAUGCUACAGCCUUUUGAUUAUGACCCCAAUGAGAAAAGUAAACACAAAUUCAUGGUGCAGACGAUUUUUGCUCCACCAAAUGUUUCUGACAUGGAUUCAUUGUGGAAAGAUGCAAAACCCGAUGAUCUCAUGGAUUCCAAGCUGAGAUGUGUCUUUGAGCUGCCUUCUGAAAAUGAUAAAGUGAAUGACGUGGAGGCGACCAAAGUGGCCCCAGUGAUGAACUCCGUGAAGAGCGACUCACUGGCGGCGGCUGCCAGUGCCUCACUGGAUGACGGAGAGAUGAAGAAAGUCCUGGAGAAAUGCAAGAGGCUGCAAGCUGAAAUGAGCAAGCUGUCUGAGGAGAACCGGCAAUUAAAGGAGGAUGGCAUUAGAAUGAGAAAGCUACCCCGCUCAGACCACAUGACGUUAAACUCAACCAGCCUCCUCGGCCGAGAAAGCAGCACCACCUCCCUGCCUUCACUCCUCGUCGUCAUAGCAGCCAUCUUCAUUGGAUUCUUCCUAGGGAAGUUCAUCUUGUAGACUGGGAGAUGCAUGCCAGCCGUGUCCCCCAAAACCUGCCUCUGGAAUCAAAAUGGCCUGGAAAAGUCUUUCUGUUGACUGCCAUAUCAUUGGUCGCGUGGCCUACGGUGAACACAUCUGUACAGCAUCAUUCAACAGCGUCGCCUUUUUAAGCAAUCGCACAUGGUUAGUACCCACUGAGAUGAGAAGAAAAGACGAGAGGGUGGGGUGGGGGGUGGGUCUUUAGAUGGCUGGAUUAUGAUGUGGUGGUACGGUGAAAUGUUUUGUUCUGUCAACCGGUGCGGAAGGCGGUUCAGACGCACAGCGAACCAUACCAAGCAAACAGUGUUUUCUCUCUCUGUCGUUCUUAUUAGGAAUUGAAUGGGAUAUUAGGUGUCUUGUAAAUGUUGUUUUAAUCCUUUUAACAAAAAAGGAAAGAACUUCCAUCGUCAAGGCCUUGCUACCUGUUGCUGGAUUGCCUCUGAAGUAACUCUGUUCACUUUGUAAUUUCUCUUUCUUCAUCUCGGAAUGUUCAGGCCCAGCUGGGGAUAUAGGUGCCUCGUUCUUGUAUAUUUCUGUUCUUCCCUUUUCCUGACAAACACCAAUGCAGACUUUAUUAUUAUUAUUAAUUAUUGCUCAAAAUACAAAUGAUAUAUUCCUUCUGAGGGAAACAUUGACUGAAAUCAGCUCUCCAUUCUUAAAAUCCUGUCCCAUGGUAUUAAACAUUGAAGAAAAAAAAAA
This is a messenger RNA of Thalassophryne amazonica, 1553 nucleotides long. It is a transcript of the gene vapal, whose product is annotated as VAMP (vesicle-associated membrane protein)-associated protein A, like. Gene Ontology annotation, molecular function: FFAT motif binding. Lineage: Eukaryota; Metazoa; Chordata; Actinopteri; Batrachoidiformes; Batrachoididae. Gene Ontology annotation, biological process: neuron projection development. The record is from RefSeq and is a predicted model, not a curated record. The transcript is spliced from 6 exons. Gene Ontology annotation, cellular component: endoplasmic reticulum membrane; plasma membrane. The coding region runs from base 102 to 833 and encodes 243 amino acids.